AUGUGGCGUAAUUCUAUUAAGCUUGAUAUUUUGACUGUCUCUAACCAGUUUAUUCAUGGUCAUUGUUUGGAUUUGCUGAAUUGCCAUUCUUUCUUUAUUACGUUUGUUUAUGCCAGCCCGAAUCCGUUGAAGCGACAUCAAGUUUGGGAGCAGUUGAAGGCUUUAGAGCCGGAUCUGAAUCAGCCGUGGGUUUUAGGCGGUGAUUUCAAUGCCAUUUGCAACAUCUCUGAGCGCUUUGGUGGUUGUAAUAAUUGUAUUGGGAUUUGCUCGAGAUUCUGUGAUUUUCUGUUCCAGUCUGGUCUCUUAGAUAUGGGGUUUAAAGGCCCCCAAGCGUUCCGUCGUCAAAAACUGGGUUCGGAUCAUAGACUUAUCCUGCUUGUCUCGGAUCCUUCAAAGCGUAAUAAAGUGGACCACCCCUUCCAUUAUAUCGAUGCUUGGAAUGACCAUCCGAGUUUUCAUGCUUUAAUUGCUGAUCCGUGGCGUAAGGAGAGUAUGGGUGUUAACAUCAACAAUAUCCAACGUAAUUGCUUGAGGUGGAAUAAUGACACCUUCGGCCUUAUUGGUCACCGCAAGUCCCGGUUGUUUGCUCGUAUUAAAGGUAUUGAGAAGGCUUUAGAGGAUAAGAUUUCAUCUUUCCUUGAAGAUCUUGAGAUCGAGCUGAAAAAUGAUCUUAAUCUUGUGCUUGACCAAGAAGAGAGUUUUUGGCAUCAGAAAUCGAGGAGCCAUUAG
Messenger RNA from Hibiscus syriacus, 729 nucleotides. RefSeq lists its product as uncharacterized. The record is from RefSeq and is a predicted model, not a curated record. Bases 1 to 729 code for a protein of 242 amino acids. Lineage: Eukaryota; Viridiplantae; Streptophyta; Magnoliopsida; Malvales; Malvaceae. The transcript has 2 exons.